ACGCAAAUUUCAUUAUCUGGUAAAAGAGAGGGAAAAGAACUUAACUAAACUAUAAUGAUGAGCAAAGGUGUUGUAAGUUCCAUUCUGUUCUUCAUGUUGAUCGGUUCCGUUUUUGUUGAGACUCGCCCACUUGGUCUAACAAUGACGGAAGAGAAAAAGCUCGUGGCUGGUUUCUUCGAUGGCUUAUCACUUGGUUCGAUGAAAGGCUCAGGUCCAAGUCCAGGAGGCAAGGGUCAUAAUUUCAUAAACCGGAGCGACAUGUCUCGAUUUGAUAAGCACUCCGGUCCAAGCCCAAGCGGACCCGGUCACUAAUAAUCAAUUCAUUAGCUCAAACCGAGCCAAUUUUAAGUGCACAUCCCUGUAUCUAAGGUCCAAAAAUAUUAUUUUAUUUUUUUGUUACAAUUUUUUGUUGCAUAGUGGGACAAAUCAAGAAUUAAAUGUCUCGUUCCUUUUUCCUAUCAAUAGUGUCUUAGUUGUUUGAUUC
This is a messenger RNA of Brassica napus (rape), 484 nucleotides long. Its product is annotated as PAMP-induced secreted peptide 2-like. Bases 55 to 312 code for a protein of 85 amino acids. Gene Ontology annotation, biological process: innate immune response; regulation of developmental process. The record is from RefSeq and is a predicted model, not a curated record. The transcript has a single exon. Lineage: Eukaryota; Viridiplantae; Streptophyta; Magnoliopsida; Brassicales; Brassicaceae.